Messenger RNA from Paecilomyces variotii, 1642 nucleotides. RefSeq names its product putative mitochondrial carrier protein. The transcript has 3 exons. Gene Ontology annotation, molecular function: S-adenosyl-L-methionine transmembrane transporter activity. Gene Ontology annotation, cellular component: mitochondrial inner membrane. The record is from RefSeq and is a predicted model, not a curated record. Bases 181 to 1218 code for a protein of 345 amino acids. NCBI's taxonomy places the organism in Eukaryota, Fungi, Ascomycota, Eurotiomycetes, Eurotiales, Thermoascaceae.
AAGUCAGUGACGUCCACAGUUCGGCGGUUUUUAUCAGAUCAUCAGAUAAGAUAGAUUCCCGCUCUUCUCUCACAGCGUCAUCGUCAUUUCCUCCCAACUUCUCUGCUAGACGGAUUUACCUCGAACACAAAGGGCGAUUUUAUCUCUUCUCGAGCUCCAAUUACUUCCUCGCUAGCUCAGAUGUAUAACACCAAUACCGAUAUCUGGGUUGCUGGAGCCUUUGCAGCAUUUACGGUCGAUCUCCUCGUUUAUCCGCUUGAUACCCUCAAGACUCGAAUUCAGUCGCCUCAUUAUGAGCGCCUUUACAAGAACACCGCUACGGGGGCGAUAAACCGAGCCGUGCUCUUCCGUGGGUUGUAUCAGGGGAUAUGGAGCGUUGUGCUCGCGACAAUACCGUCUUCCGGCGCAUUCUUCACCACCUACGAAGGAAUCAAAUACGCAUUAAACGCAUCCUCCAAAUCCAACCCCGACUCCUCCAAAACUAACAUCCUACCCUUCACCCACUCCCUUCCUACACCCGUCGUCCACGCUAUCGCAUCUUCCUCUGCGGAGCUCGUCUCCUGCUUCAUCCUCACACCCGCCGAGGUGCUGAAGCAGAAUGCGCAGAUGGUCGGGGCCCGUGGUCCGUCAAGUUGGAGCCAGAGCACCACGCUCCAAGUCCUGUCCAAGUUCCGACGAAAUCCCUUCCGGUUGUGGAGUGGAUACACGGCGCUGAUUGCGCGUAAUCUGCCUUUUACGGGUCUGCAGUUCCCUAUGUUCGAGUACUUGCGCACGCACAUGAUUGAAUGGAGACGGGAGCGGAAAGGUCAAAGUGCCACGUCCAGCGCGAAUGAUCUGCUGAUUGAACGCGCGGGCAUCACGUCCGUUGCGGCUGGGUUGGCAGGAAGUGUAGCGGCGGUGGUCACGACGCCAAUUGAUGUGAUCAAGACUCGAAUCAUGCUCUCAGCCGGUGAUAGUGAGGAACAGCGACGUGCAGCCGUUCGACAGAAUCGAAGCCGUGGCGCCUGGGCUGUUGGACGAGAAAUCUGGCUCGAGGAAGGCAUCAAGGGUCUUUUUAAGGGUGGUGCUAUUCGCGCAUGCUGGACGGCCGUCGGCCUUGGUCUUUACCUGGGCGCCUAUGAGGGCGGUCGAUUCUAUCUCGAAAACCGCCGAAAGGAAAAGGAUACCGCGAGAGGCAAGCUGGGCUUGAAGAGUGAGGAAGGAGAAGCUGUGAUCUGAUCCUUUUUUAUACUACCUUUUUUUUGACAGACUGCCGCUGGCAGAAAAGAAGAUUCCUUUUAAUGACGGAGUUGUGACUUGAUUUUGCUUUCCGUCAUGUUUCCAAGUCUCAUGAUAUCUUUUCUAUAACUAUGAGGACUUGUCGAAGAUUGUAUGAUUUCUCAUGGGAGCUGGGUAUUUUCCCUUUUUUCGGUCUUUUCUGGGUGGCCAUCUGCUAGAGCAAUAUUUCUGAUACAUCUAUUUUUAACUUUCUGUGAAAUCUGCGCGACAGGCGAAUAUGUUGGAUAGCUAAGUUCUUCUGUUUCUGAGAAUUCCUGACGAUGUUCACUAGGUACGGGAGACCGGGUUAAAGAAGAAAAAGUUACGGUCUGCACUGCAUAGUGUCUGGACAGGGUUAUGCUUGUUCGAAUGUAUAUCUUCCGAU